AAAAAAUUCCCAGACUCGCUUAGCAGCUGAGCUAGCUCAUCCCCAACCACAGCUCACCUCCUCUUUCUUCGUUCGGCUCCGAUCCGGCUCACUAUUCGCGCCGAUCUGAUUCCCGCUCUCUUUUCUCCCUCCAUUUCUUUUCUCUCCUCAACCAAACCACCUCCCACCUUCUUCUUCUUCUUCUUCUUCGAUUCUCAUUCAUUUCUGAGAAUGGACUGGGCUUUAAGUAACGCUUUCAAAAAUUUCAAAGAUGGGGAACCCAAGUCCUUGAUGGAAAUGGGAGGCCUUCCCAUCAUUGUUGCAGGUGAUAUUGCUUACAAGGGAAAUGCUGCUACCACUCCCUCAUCGAAACCCAGGAAGAAGACCAUGACCUCUGUUUACCUCAAGUUUUUCGAGACAGCUCAGGACGGGAAGAGCCGCCGCUGCAAGUUCUGUGGACAAAGCUACUCCAUUGCUACUGCGACCGGCAAUUUGGGGAGGCACCUAGCUAAUCGGCAUCCAGGGUACGAUAAGUCGCCAGGAGAUGUUGCUGUCGCCAGUCCUUCACCACACACCUUCACUGUGAUCAGGAAAACUCAAUCCCAAGCAAAAGCAUCUCAAGUGGAUCAUGACCACUUGAAUUGGUUGCUUGUUAAAUGGCUUGCCUUGGCUUCGUUCCCUCCUUCAGUCUUGGAAGAGAAGUGGCUGGCAAACUCUUUUAAGUUCUUGAAUCCGUCGAUACAGCUCUGGCCGAGUGAGGAUUACAAGAACAUGUUUCGCGAAGUUUUUAGGAGUAUGCAGGAAGUAGUGAGAGCGUCUGUGGAAAAUGUUUCUUCAAAGGUCUCAAUCACACUUGACUUUUGGAAUUCUUAUGAAAGGAUUUUUUAUAUGAGUGUCACCUGUCACUGGAUUGAUGAGAAUUGGUCUUACCAGAAGGCCAUGCUUGAUGUUUGUCACAUUCCUUUCCCUGGUGGGGUUGUCGAGAUUUACAACUCUCUAGUGAAGGUUCUUAGGUUAUACAACAUUGAGGGUAGGGUACUCUCCUGCACCCAUGAUGAUAGUCAAAGUGCCUUACAGGACUUGGGAGGUCAGAGUGUAGGGAACUUCUGUUAUAUCCCCUGCUCUGCUCACACUUUGAGCUUGAUCAUAGAUGACGGAUUGAGAACCAUAGAACGAAUACUCGCUAAGGUCAGAGAGUUUGUAAUAGCUGUAAAUGCAUCAUCAGAGAUCACUGAGGAGUUUACUCAAUUGACUGGAGCUUAUCACGAAGGCACUUGGAAAUUUCCACUUGAUACCUCAACACGGUGGAGUGGCAACUACCAGAUGCUAGAUAUCGUAUGCAAGGCUUAUAAGUCCAUGGAUGCUGUUAUCAGGAAGUUUGAGACACUAGGCAAUAGGAUGCUGCUGACCAUUGUGGAGAAGAAUGCAGUCAUUAAUGUGCAUCGAUAUUUAGAACCCUUCUACAAAACCACACACAACAUGUGCACAAACAAGGUGCCGACAGUUGGAAUGGUUCUCUUCUUCAUGGAUCACAUUUCUGAGACGAUUGCUACGUGCAGAGAUUCACACCUUUAUCCAGAGUUAAAGAAUGCUGCGGAAGACAUGGCUAAAAAGGUUAGAGACUACAAUAGCCAGGUUUGCAACAUAUUUACCUAUAUGACAGCAAUUAUUGAUCCUCGAAUUAAAGGAGAGCUAAUUCCUGAGAGCCUUAAUUCAGACAAUUUUCUCGAGGAAGCUAGAACCCAUUUUAUCAGAAACUAUUCUAUCAAUCAUUUCCCAUCCAUGACUGGUGGUUACAAUACUCAAGAAAUAGAGGAGGGAGGUAAUGUCUCUUUUGCAGAGGAAAUUGCUAGAAAGAAAAGAAGGGCGAACACAAACAGUUCCACUGAUGAGCUCACUCAAUAUCUAUCAGAGCCUCCAGCUCCCCUAGCAACAGAUGUUCUCGAGUGGUGGAAGGUCAAUAGUAUGCGCUACCCGCGACUGUCCAUAAUGGCUCGGGACUUCUUGGCUGUGCAGGCAAAUUCAGUGGCACCUGAACAACUGUUCUGUGGCAAAGGUACUGAAAUCGAUAAGCAGCGAUAUUGCAUGCCGCAUGAUAGCACACAAGCUCUCCUUUGUAUCAGGUCAUGGUUACAGAGCGGGAUGAAGUUAAAGUAUAAGACUACCGAAAUAGAUUUUGAGCGUCUGAUGGAAUUAGCAUCAAGUGCUGAUAAUCAGAGUAGUAAUGCUGGCUCAGAGAAGAAACAAAGACAAUGACAGAAAUAGUGUCGACAGGGUAGAAUGGUAUUGUAACUGUUUUAAGUACUUUGUUGUAACUGUAUAUGGAUGUACAGUUCAAAAUUGUGAU
Messenger RNA from Argentina anserina (silverweed cinquefoil), 2326 nucleotides. Its product is annotated as zinc finger BED domain-containing protein DAYSLEEPER. The transcript is spliced from 4 exons. The coding region runs from base 211 to 2235 and encodes 674 amino acids. NCBI's taxonomy places the organism in Eukaryota, Viridiplantae, Streptophyta, Magnoliopsida, Rosales, Rosaceae. Gene Ontology annotation, molecular function: protein dimerization activity; DNA binding. The record is from RefSeq and is a predicted model, not a curated record.